Molecule: messenger RNA, 4146 nt
Organism: Planococcus citri (citrus mealybug)
Lineage: Eukaryota; Metazoa; Arthropoda; Insecta; Hemiptera; Pseudococcidae
Product: glutamate carboxypeptidase 2-like
Exons: 16
Coding region: 308-2590 (760 amino acids)
Molecular function (GO): carboxypeptidase activity
Source: RefSeq, a predicted model, not a curated record
UAACAUUUGCCAAAGAAAACAAAUCUGCUUUGUGACAUAAACCUUGGAACAUUUCUACUUAACUGAUACAUCCGUCAACACUUUACUCUUUAAACAGAAGUUUUUCUUUUCCCGUGCCGAUCGCAUAGGUUCUUGAAUUGUCCAGUUGAAAAAAAAAUAUAACCAACGUACACGUUGUAUUAUUGCUGGUAAAAUAAUUAAUUCUGUCUGUUGUAUGGACGAGUGAGGGAGAAAAACACGAAAAUUUUAUUUUAGUUAAUGUUAUGAAAGAUUUUUGGCGCGUACUGUUAGUUUUUGUUGCAAACUAAUGUUUGCCGGCGUUAUCAUUUUCUCUAAUUUCGGCUUAUUAAUAAAAUUAAAAUGUGAGAAGAAAGUCAUCCUAUUAUUGUGUCUGUUUACCUUCAUCGGCAACAUGAAUCGCGUGCUUAGUUUUCCUCAGUCACAAACCUGUGAUAAUCCGUCCGAAGUUGUAUCGAAACGAUUUUGUUUUUCGUGUAUUUUUUCGGUAUCUUUUAUAUCGGUUAUUUUGGGUUAUUUACUGGGAUCGAGACAAACACCACUUCAUCCUGUUCGAUCUUGUAAUAUCUCAGAUCAAAAUCGAGAUAAUUUUGGGAAAGAUUUCACAUAUGCUGACGUACUUGGAAAAUUAGAAUUAUCAAAUAAAGAUUCCAAUGCGUCGAAUCGAAUAACUAUCUACACAAAUUACGAAGAAGCGUUACUUCUGAAACAACACUUCGAAAAAUACCAAUUUGACGAGAUAUCACCUAUAAGUACUUCAAAUUUAUUGCUUACUUUCAAAAAUAAAUACUCCCCAGAUGCGUUGGAAAUAGUGGUAGAUAAAGGAGAGUUGAGAUAUCGUAAUGCCAGAAACGCUACGUACACGUAUGUAAUUCCAGAUGAUGCCAGUGAGAUUAAAAAUGUCACCAAUCGCGUCUCAGGAUUACCAGUAUAUGGGAACUAUGGCACACUAGACGAUUUCAACUAUUUAAUGGAGAAAGGGAUAUCUCUCCGAGGUUGCAUAAUUUUAUUAAGAUUGGGCAAAAUACCAAUUUUAGAAAAAGUAACUACUGCUUUGAAAAGAGGCGUUAAUGGAGUUUUGUUAUUCGCUGAUCCGCAACAAUAUCCGUACGUUGAUAUGUUUACAGUGACCGAAGAAAUAUCACCUACACUUUUGGCCAAUCUACAAAAAGUGUACAACUCUUUAGAAAUACGUCAGCAAGAUGCACUUUAUGACAAUAACGGUAUCCCUGUUCAAAUAAUUGAAGCGAUGACAGCUCAAAAUAUUUUAAGAGAAAUGGCUGUUAUUAAUAAAUCUCCAGACUCAUGGCGAGGUUCUUUGAACGCCCUGUAUUCCAUUGGACCAGGAUUUGUAUUUCAAAGUGGCAACCUAAUUUUGUAUUCGUAUUUUAUCAACGUAAAUUACACAAGUUACGAUAUUGCUGCGUAUUUAAAAGGCAGUCACGAGCAUGAUCGUUACAUUAUACUUGGAAAUAGAAGAAGAACAUUGAAAAAUGACGAAAAAACUUUUGGAAGCACCAGUACUUUAAUGGAGGUGUCGAAAACAUUAUCAGAAUUAAAAAUUAAUGAGGGAUGGAAUCCAAAAAGAACCGUAGUAUUUUGUAGUUUUGGUUUAGAAGAAGCUGAAAUGUAUUCAGAAGAUUCUUGGGCACAGAUGAAUAAGCAUAUUAUUAAAGAAAGAGCGGUCACGUAUUUAGAUAUAAGAAAAUCAAUGAGUGGUUUGGAAUAUCUGAACGUAAAAUCGAGUCCAAUAUUGAUGGAUUUAUUCGAACGUGUUUCUGCUUUAGUUGAAAAUCCAAACGCUGAAGAAAAAGUAGGUGAAAGAAAAUCUCUUUUUGAUGUAUGGCGCCUUCAGAAAAAAUUCAUCUACAGCGAUUACAGGCAGCAAAUUCUAAACAGUAAAACCAAUUUGACGAGAUCACAAAUAAAUCCAAAAUUUGAAAGUUCAGAUUCUGAAAUCGAAAAUAGAUUAUUUGAUUCUUUUGAAAUACCAAUUCUCAGCGUGGGAUACACCAAUGAGGAAAAUAAACCUAAUACGAAUGAGAAUGCAAGCGGUGCUGUGAAUAUCUUCGAAUACGAAAACGCAAUCGAUCAGUUAUGGACUUUAUUGACGUUUUCACAUGCCAAUAGUUUACUCAUACCCUUGAAUAUCUCCGCAUAUGGCUCAAUUCUCAAUAAUUUCUAUGAAAAAUUAUACUCUGAAAAUGAAAAACACCUGAAAAAUAUCAAUAUAAUAGAUAGCUUCAAACAUUUUGGCGACUCAUUGAGCAAUCUGGCUUCCAAUAUUACAUCAUUCCAAAGUAAUUUUCAAACAUUCGACGAUUACAAAUUAUUAGAAUUGAGGAUAUUGAACGAUAAAUUGAUGCAAAUUUACAGACUAUUAAGAUGCAAUGAACUGAACGAAGUUGACAAACUGCCAAUAUCGAUAGAAACCCAGUAUCCAGUUUUCUUAUCAUUACAACAAGCUUUAAGCGGAGCUCAAUCGAACACUAGUAACUUAAAAGAAGCUCUGAAAAAAUCUCACAACUGUGUCGAUGAAAUCAACUUUUUAUUAAAUGAAGUUAGCUCGUGAAUGAAUCACGAAUAAAUCAUACAGCUGAAAUGUACUGCCAACGAAAACUAAUAGGUUAGGUACCUAACUGUAUUUAGGAGGUGGUUGCGCUGACAGAAGCAAAUUUUGUUUUGCGACGAAGUGACGAUUACGCGCAUGAUUUUACCAAUUUUUACCUAUUUUAUUGUCCGUUCUUUAAAUUGAUAAGUACAUACCUACCCAAAUGUUGCAUUUACAUUUGAUAUAUUAAAUCAAAUCUCUAGCAUGUAAAUUGUUUGAAUAUUUGAAAAAUUGAAGAUUUCAAAUUUCUCUAAGGAAAAAUCUUCAGAUCGUGGAUUAUUAAACGUAAUUUUGAAACACGUGUUUUCAUGUUAAAAAAUUCACAUUUUGGAAAAAAAAGGGCAAAAAAUGGCAAUCUAACGUUGCAAAAAAUAACAAAAUUCUUCGCUAUUCUCGGUCAAAAUUUGACAUAUCAAUUAAAAAGCCAUUAAAAUCAAAUUACUUUCUUCUCCCUCUUCUUCAAAAUUAUAAAAUAUACCUACGUUGAAUGCGACCCAAAAACAUAUCCACCUUGAAAUCGAUGGCAUUUCUAAAAGCUUAUUGACUGUUAUUAGCCUACAUUGCAUGAAGAUUCUACAACCUUUACUCUGGUUUAGAUAUUUACACCUGUUUCUAUAGUGAGAUUUUUACGUUAUUAGGUACGAAUAUUAUUAUAGUAAAAGCCAUUACCAAUGAAAUAUAUGUACGAAGUAGGUAGGUAUUCUUCAAGAAAUUAGCAUAGCUAUUGAAUGUACCUACGAGUAUUUAUAAUUAUCAUUUAAUUACGUGUACUUACCUAUUCUGAAAAUUUUCAAAGACAAUACGGGGGAUGUCUAUAAACAUGACGUAUCUUUUUUUUAUUCGUUCGUUUGUUGUUGUUUUUUUUUUACAUAUCUUCAACUUUAUUCAUUUCAUUCAAUGAGAAUAAGGCAACCUUGAUGUUAAAAAUAAGUUACCAUUCUGUUAAAAAAAAAAAUCAUUCGAUGUGAUAAAUUUUGUGAUUGUCCACUAACCCUAAACCAAUGCUCAAUUUUAUUCUAAAUCAAAAUUAUCAUGGAGUUGUCUCAUUGUAUCCUAAAAUAAUGAGAAAUUGAGAAUUCAAAUCAUUUUCUGGAUUAUACUGAUCAUACUUCAAGACAUAACUAGAAUACGUGUACUUGUAUCUUUAUACUUAGGUACCUUGAAAAAUCAAUAUUGCUGCAUAUUUUUUAAGCAAUUGAAUCAUUCAUCAUAGGCUUUUACUCGGCUGUGACCUCCGAAUACGUAAUAAAUCCAAUAUACAGUGUAAUUUUUCAAAGGAAAAGAAUCUCAACUUGAAAGAUGAUCAAUGAUAAUGAUAUUUAAACGUUUUAUUUAGCUUGUCGUAGAAUAGAAUUCUACAUAUUAAAUGAAUGAAAUAUGCUAUAAUACUUACCUAUGUAUACCAAGGCCUAUGUAAAAUUGUAACUAUUUCAUUUUAUUCAUAUGUAUUUCUUUUUUUUGUUUUCGUUUCAUGUGUGUGUUGAAUUUUAAAUAAAUGUCGCUUAUAAAGAGAAAAA